Williopsis jadinii is the source of this 1026-nucleotide messenger RNA. Its product is annotated as NMT1/THI5 family protein. Lineage: Eukaryota; Fungi; Ascomycota; Saccharomycetes; Phaffomycetales; Wickerhamomycetaceae. Gene Ontology annotation, biological process: thiamine biosynthetic process. The transcript has a single exon. Bases 1 to 1026 code for a protein of 341 amino acids. The record is from RefSeq and is a predicted model, not a curated record.
AUGUCCUCAGAUUUAAUCACUUUCCUUCUUAACUGGGAGCCAACAGCUUACCACAUCCCAAUCUACCUUGCUCAAACAAGAGGUUACUUCAAGGAACAGGGCAUUAGGGUUGCCAUUUUGGAGCCAUCCAACCCCUCCGAAGUUACUGAACUUAUUGGAACUGGCAAAAUUGAUAUGGGUCUUAAGGCUAUGAUCCAUACAUUGGCUGCAAAGGCCAGAGGUUAUCCGGUUACGUCUGUUGGUUCUCUCUUGGAUGAGCCGUUCACUGGUGUUCUCUACCUCAAAGGUUCAGGUAUCACUCCAGACUUUAAAUCCUUAAAGGGUAAAAAGAUUGGUUAUGUUGGUGAAUUUGGUAAGAUCCAGAUCGAUGAAUUGACUAAGCACUAUGGUAUGACUCCAGAUGAUUACACCGCAGUUAGAUGUGGUAUGAACGUUGCCAAAUACAUCAUUGAGGGUAAGAUUGAUGCUGGUGUCGGUAUCGAAUGUAUUCAACAAGUUGAGUUGGAAGAAUACCUCAAGGCACAAGGUAGACCAAAAGAAGAUGCUCAAAUGUUGAGAAUCGACAAGUUGGCCGAGUUGGGUUGUUGUUGUUUCUGUACAAUUCUGUACAUUGCCAAUGACGAGUUCUUGGCUGCUAACCCAGAAAAGGUUAGAAAGUUCCUCAACGCCAUCAAGAAGGCCACAGACUACUUCUUGGAGAAUCCUAAGGAUGCUUGGAAUGAGUACUGUGACUUCAAACCUCAAAUGAAGACCGCUAUCAACACCAAGAAGUUUGAGAGAUGCUUUGCUUACUUCUCCGAGUCCCUUUACAACGUCCACAGGGAUUGGAGAAAGGUCACGGCUUAUGGUAAGAGAUUGGAGAUCCUUCCAAAGGAUUACCAGCCAAACUAUUCCAACGAGUACCUUUCUUGGGAAGAACCAAAGGAGGUUGAGGACCCACUGAAGGCUCAAGCAUUGAUGGCUGCUCACCAAGAGGAGUGUAGAUCUUGUGGUGGUUGCCGUAGAUUGUGCUUGACUGGUAUCUGA